AUGUUUGUACCUCAGCUCUACAGCUAUCGCAACCAUUUCCACAAGCGGGCAGAGAAUGAUCAGGCAGAGGACAGCCCUUCAAGAAAAAUUUUCAUUGUUGUUUCCAUUGCGCUCCUUGGUGUUAUCAUUGUCUGUCUAAGCCUCUACUAUGGCCUCCGGACCCUCCGAUUUCGAAAUUCAGACCCCAAAUUCAUACCCACGAAGUAUCUAAAGAAAAAAUGGAGAAAUUGGUUACCAAAAACCACAUACGGCCACGUUCCGAAUGCCAUUCCAGCAACGCGGCAGGCUGGGGCUAACUGGUCAGGUAAUACUGCUUAUACUGGUGCUGGCGACCUCAGUCUUGACCGCAGAACCUCCAUUCAAUCAGUAAUGACGUUACCCUCAUACUCGCCAAUCCCGAAACCGACAGAGCAAGUAGUUGGGAGGGAAGGCGAGCGUGGUGGGAUGGAUGUUGUGAUGGAGUUCCCAGAAACAGCUGAUGAGGAAGAGGCUCGAAGGGAAGAGGAGAUGGAGUCGUUAUACCAAAUCCGGUUGGCAAGAAGACAAGAAGUCGCUGAGCGGGAACGGCGAAGACUGGAACGGAGGGAAGCUCGAGAACGUGGUGAUUGGGCGCGAUUGGAGGAGAUACAGCGUCAGAGUCGAGCUCGAAAUCUGGAAGAAAAUCAGAGUGACAACGGCAGCAAUACCAGUAUUAGCGCAGCAGCUCUGAUAGCUGAACAUCAGUCUCGUGGUAGAGAGAAGCGGGUGGCACGUGUUACGUAUGCGGAUGUGGGCGAUGUUCGACAUGAUGGCACCCGAUUGCGUGCCAGCUCCCAGGAGUCAGACUCAAGACCGCUCCUUGACGCUGCGUCCAGUAUGGGAAGCGAUGGAAGUACUUCACUACCAAGAUCGGCUGAAGGUCGUCAGCGCGCAACUUCGGGCUCCUCUCUCUUUUUGAACCCAACCAACCAAUCCGACCACGAUACACCCCGAGGAUCUAUAACUCCAGCUGAAACAGAUAUUGGCAACUCGAAUAUUGCAAACCCUCCACAGUAUGAUCAAUUGGAUUGGGGGGAGGCCCCGCCAUAUCAGAGUCCGGUUGCUGGAAGGGGGCAAGGCCCCCAACCUCCUGAAAUUACAGCAGUUCCUAGCAUCGAAAUAGAAAUCCCGACUCCCGGAAACAGUGCCCCUGUUACCCCGGUGUCUUCUAUGCCUCACUGGGUCGACUCGCCUUUUUCCAACCCCUGGGCAUUGACCGAGCCCCAAUCGCUGUGUAUCCUGUAUGCCAAGCUUCCUCCUGAAAUCCGCUUCUUGAUAUUUGAAGCGUUGCUUGGCAAUCGAGUGCUUCAUCUGUAUGUGAUCUCUAAUAAGUUUAAACUCCUCAAAUCGUGCCUGCAGGGUUCAAACCGGGAAGAGAUAUUCCGGGAUGAACCUUACUCCAACAACCAGCGAAAAAAUAAGUUUAUUCAUUGCCAUUGCGGCCAUGGGGCAGAGGAGAGUCUAAGCUUAGAGAUUUUAAGAACAUGUAGAAGGAUAUAUUCCGAAGGUAUCCCGAUCCUAUACACCAAAAACAUUUUUACUUUCGCGAAAGACUCUGCCCUGUCCCUUGCUGCACCCAGCUUUGCACCAAGGCGUUUCAAAUCCCUCACUUCCGUCGAACUGCACUUACCGAACAACACUCAAUUUCACCGAAGUGUCAUGGAUACUUUAAUCGAUGACGCGAUUCACGCAGCUAUCGAUGCGUUGUUUCGUCUCCCUCAAGUAAAGGUGUUCCGUCUCUUUACAGAAUUCCUACCACAGAUGAUUGUGAACGAUAAAUCUGGGAGUUGGGAAAAAGCGUGGCUCGGAGCCGUGGACGAUUUUGCAAAACUGAGAGCGUCGACUCUGGAGAUGCUGGAAUUUACCAUUCCGCCUUCGUGUUUUGAUAUACUGCUUGGUAAUAAAAAUGAAGAGGAAAUAUUCUGCAAUGAGUUGCGGGGUGGGAGGCGCUAUCGGAGACAGCUCGAGGGCGUGAGCCAAGGUUUUGAAUAUUGGAUUUCGUGCCCUGGGGAAAUUCGCUUCGAAUAG
This is a messenger RNA of Paracoccidioides brasiliensis Pb18, 2046 nucleotides long. RefSeq lists its product as uncharacterized. The transcript has 5 exons. The record is from RefSeq and is a predicted model, not a curated record. Bases 1 to 2046 code for a protein of 681 amino acids.